AUGGCGAUGACAAGUAGUAAUCGCAGUAGUAAUUACGCCAGUAAUUCCCGUCAACAUUUGGGCUUUGCUCGUCCGGUUCUCGCUAGCUGUUACGCCACCUCCAAGUCUUGUUCAACCGGCGUUCAAGGAUUCCAUUACUCUUCGACCGGCGCGGACGGUAUGUUCCCCCAUCCAUCUCUUGCUGCCGGCAUUCGCUGAACCGUGUCUCCUUUUGUUUUCUGCAGGGGCGCAGUGGCGUUCCUGAGGCAUCCUCGGGAUAUCCGACAAGUCCUCCUUACUCCAACGGCGGUCGUCGUAAUGGCGCCGCCGCUGAUCAUGGUAAGGGGGCAUCGAGAAUCAUCGCAAGGGAGUGUGAGAGACUUCUUUGUGGAGACAUGAGGCGGAUUUUCCUUGGUGGAGGGAAUAAUCCGAAGAGUGUCCCUGUUCCGAUGGUCUCGGUUAAUAGCGGCAAAAAUAACAAUCAUCACAGCAAUAGAGUUGACGCGAAGGAGAUGCAGUUCAUUGAGGUGUGGGAUUACGUUGGCGGUGCAAGCUUCAGAGGGUUUGUUGCUGAGAAGGAGGCGGAUAAGAGUUUGUUCUUGUUCUUUGAGCAUGUUGAGGGGACACAAUUGAAGCAUGGGUGAGCUUUUUUUUCCCCCCCCCCUCUCUCUCACUGGGGUUCGGACUUUGAGGAGCUUUGUGCUAACGGUGUGAAACAGGCUGAUAGCUCUUAUUGAAUUGGCUAGUGAAUGUUUCAGUUGUGAUCGUCUAGUGAUUUGCUUGGAGCGCAAGACGGAUAGGAUCCGUAAGUUUUGGUCACUCCUAUUCGAUGCUUAAUAAUUGUCUAAUUGUUCGCCGUCUACACAGAUUCACUCAUCCGCGACCUUGGAUGGGUUGGUUUCGAACUCAUCACCCUUUCUCAUUGGUUGCAGCUCGACAGCAUUGCGAGCCCUCAAGCGAUGGCCCCAAUCGUUUUCCCUCCUACACCCCCGUCAAGUUACUCCUCAACCAACACUCGCAGCGGCAGCUUUUCCAGCGUUUCGUCGACGGCUUCGUCCCUAGCGGAUGAAGAAGUGACAAGCGAUCGGUGGAUCUUUGUCGGUAUGGAAUUGUAGAGGGAUUUUUUUCCUGUGACUUUCCUUUUGAAUCAUGUUCUGAGGGCUGCUUUACUAUUUCACUUCAUUCGCUUGAUUCGUGGUUUUGGGAACGAGUCUUUUUUCUUGGCUGCAGCUUUUCCUUUCCCUUCUUUCCUGCUCUUUCCACACAAAAGGUUUCGGUUUUUGUUAUGAUUGGGAUGGUCGUUUUGUGAAUUACCUGGAUCGGGAGGGGCUUUCUUGUCUGUUUCUUGCCCAAAUACAAAAUUCGACUGCGCUGUGAUAAUAAUAUUAUGAUGAAAAUAAAGUCCGAAAGGAUGGA
This is a messenger RNA of Tuber aestivum (summer truffle), 1395 nucleotides long. Lineage: Eukaryota; Fungi; Ascomycota; Pezizomycetes; Pezizales; Tuberaceae. The record is from the annotation of a GenBank genome assembly.